Molecule: messenger RNA, 3354 nt
Organism: Anguilla rostrata (American eel)
Lineage: Eukaryota; Metazoa; Chordata; Actinopteri; Anguilliformes; Anguillidae
Gene: ppp3r1b
Product: protein phosphatase 3 (formerly 2B), regulatory s1ubunit B, alpha isoform, b
Exons: 6
Coding region: 259-771 (170 amino acids)
Biological process (GO): protein dephosphorylation; calcineurin-mediated signaling
Cellular component (GO): calcineurin complex
Molecular function (GO): phosphatase binding; calcium ion binding; calcium-dependent protein serine/threonine phosphatase regulator activity
Source: RefSeq, a predicted model, not a curated record
ACCUCUCGCUACACCAACACAACCUCCUCCACUCCUGCUCCCCUCCCUGUGGGUCCGCGCGCAGCCACUGCAGUGAAUCCGUCAUCAGUCGAAAAGGAACGAGAGCGCCAGCGAAAGCAACGCGACUCAAAAUAUCACGACUACAGAUUUGCUUGCAAUCAUUUUUUGAUAAAACACAGCACCGCAGUGAUUGCACGUCGUUUCCCAUUGCAGUUUCAUUAGUGCUAUACUACCGGGAGAAGACGCCCUACCGACAGAAUGGGAAAUGAAUCGAGUUAUCCCUUGGAGAUGUGCUCGCACUUCGAUGCUGAUGAGAUUAAGAGGCUAGGUAAAAGAUUUAAGAAGCUCGACCUUGAUAACUCGGGCUCCUUGAGCGUGGAGGAGUUCAUGUCGCUGCCCGAGCUGCAGCAGAACCCCCUCGUGCAGCGAGUCAUCGACAUAUUCGACACGGACGGCAACGGGGAGGUCGACUUUAAAGAAUUUAUCGAAGGUGUCUCGCAGUUCAGCGUCAAAGGCGACAAGGAACAGAAGUUGCGGUUCGCCUUCCGCAUCUACGACAUGGACAAGGACGGCUACAUCUCCAACGGGGAGCUGUUCCAGGUGCUGAAGAUGAUGGUGGGGAACAACCUCAAAGACACCCAGCUCCAGCAGAUAGUCGACAAAACCAUAAUCAACGCGGACAAGGACGGCGACGGGAGAAUAUCCUUCGAAGAAUUCUGCGCGGUUGUAGGUGGCCUAGACAUACACAAAAAAAUGGUUGUGGACGUGUGACCAUGCAGGCGAACUCCUCGAAACACUUCUGCUUUCUUCUCCGUCUCUGAAGAUCUGCUCAAGAUGUCCAGCAUUGCUCUCUGUGUAUUUAAAUGGCAGUAUUUUCUCUGUGAAGCCACCUUUUUCCAACACAAGCCUCGCGAAGCCAACUUUUAAGUGUUAUUGAACUUGAUCCUGUCAAUAACCCAGUGUAGCACUUUAAAAGCCUGAAGGACAGCUUUCCUUGUCGAACGAGCAUCUCAGUUUGGUGGAGGAAGGGAAGACGGUCGGAGUGUCGCUUUUGUUUCAGUUUCAAUUUUUUUGUUUUUUUUUUUUUUUUUGUUUUGUUAUUUUUUAUAUUUAUUUUGGUGUUGACUUUUUUUUUUUUUUUUUAAACAAGGAAGUAUAUGUAAAAGGGGGAAUGUGUAGUUAGCUGAGGUGUAUCUAAAUAUACUUGAUUUCAGUACAACGCAAAAGUAGAGUAUGAAGUGCCAAUCAAAACAUCUGGAGGAAUAAAAAAACAGUUGAACUUGUGACGACCGACCAUCCUUUCAAGUUCCGGAGAAUUCUAGAACACAAAGCACUGCAUGAUUGAUCCUGCACAAUAUUCUUUCUACGAGUCUGACAGAGUCCUAUCUUUCUUUCUCUCUCUCUUUGUAUCGUGAAUCAGUUCCAAUGAAACAAUUUAGCUUCGAUCACAUACAGGUAUACCGCAAAGAAAUAUAUAUUGUUGGUUUGUUGUUUUUUUUUCUGUUUUUGUAGCAAGGGGAUUGUACGUUUUAUUUAUAAUGUUUAUAUUGUCAGGGGGCUGUUCUGUCCCUCGUCUUGAUUACUGAAAUACGGCAGAGUAGAAUUAGAAGCUAUCGUGAUUUUGCGCAUAAAAACUUGAGGUUUACUAUAAAGGCAGGUCUUUGCGUUACCAUAGUAACUUUGUGAACAUUUGCAUCCAUUCAAGACUAUCCCCCAACACAAGUACAUUUCAUUUUUCAUGGUGGAAUGUUUCUAUUCAAAUCUGUUGGAACAUGUUAAUAUAUUUUGUAUUUUAUUACCUUUUAAACAGCUGUUAAGGUAAAAAAACAAAUUACUCUAACAAUGGAAUAAUAUAAUAUGCAAUAACUGAAAAAAAAAUUAUAUGGAUAGUUUAAAUUGCGUGAUUAUAGGCGAGAAGUGCAUCUUGCUUUAGUGUUAAAUAACCAACUUUACUGCAGGCAGCGUUGAAAGGGUCGUUUUUGUUACCAGAUAUAUGUAUAUUAGGCAAAUGAGGGAUACAUUUUGUUGAGUUCAGUUUUUAAUCAGGAGGAAAGUUUUAAUUUGGGUAUAUCUAUGCCUCCAAGUUGCUACUUAAUAGUGCCCUGUAUUUGGAGUUCACUUUAGCUAAUAGAUUUGCUCUUAACGCGUUAUGGUAGAUUUGCGCCAUUUUGAAUACAUUUAGCGGGGUUGAAGUUGUGCACCGACUGAUAUUUUUGUCUCCACUCACCACCUUAAAGUUUUUCUUCUUUUGAGUGCGAUUUGUCUUGAGGGAGGCGCUAGAGGUUUGUAAGAGAAAAUAAAUACACGAAAAAACGAUAAAAAAAAAAAUAUAUAUAUUAAAAAACUGCGACGUCUUGAGAAUAGCUUCCUUGGUUUUCCGAAAUCCGGCCGGCUCGUUGCACAGUUCCGCUUUUGCUCGAACCGGUUUGCUCAGCGUUCCGUCAAGAGGCGCAGGACCAUAUAAGCAUCCUCCAGUCCUGGCUGUUCUUCGAAAAAAUAUAUAAAAAAAUAAAUAAAAAAUAAAAAAUUAAAUAAAAACGUUUUUGAAAAUAAAUAAAAAAAACGAGUGCUGCACGACCUUGGCUCGUAUGUCCUGGAGGCCUGAGGCUUCGAUGUGCUUGCAUGACAUGGGGUUUUUUUUUUUUUUUUUUUGUUUGUUUUUUUUUUCCUUAUUGCAUGAAGAUCCACUUUUUGAAAUGUUCCUCUUGUUUACAUAUGAAUUGUAAUGUUAAUAUACUAUAAUAUAGAAUAUUAAUAAAAAAAGAAUAACGACUUAUAAGGAUGUUGCCAAACUUUGGUAAAUGUUAAAAUAUAAAUAUGAUUGAAAAUUAUAUAUAUGAGACUCCACUACAUGUAAGUUUUUUUUUUUUUUUUAAAGAAUCUUCUGGAUCAGUGCAUUGCUUAAAAUCUGGCAAAGUUUCAUAUCUGUUCCAGUGUAGACUGCCAUGUGCUCUGCUUCAAGGGGAAACCAUUUUGUGAUAUUUUUACUUUUUUUUGUACAGAAGUAUUUGUUAUAAACAUGUAGUUGCAGCGCUAUCCUUUCUGUAGUUACUGCGUUGUCUAGGCUGACUAGGCUCUCUUAGUACCAUCAGUCUUUUCUUUUGGAGGAAUGGGUUUUUAUGUUUGUAAGUUGUUUUGGGAGUGUGUGUGUUGGAAUGGGGGGCGGGGCUGGGCUGGGCUGGGCAGGGCAGGGGGCGGGGCAGGUAAAACAGUCACACUGAAUGUUUUAGGUUCGGUUUUUUUUUUCCGUUUCAUUUCCUUUUACCUUCUUUGCAUGCUGCAUCAUAUGCUGUGAGAACUAAUGAAAACUUCAUACUGUAUGAAAAUGAAAAAUAAACUAUUUGAAACUUGUAA